Molecule: messenger RNA, 1900 nt
Organism: Pygocentrus nattereri (red-bellied piranha)
Lineage: Eukaryota; Metazoa; Chordata; Actinopteri; Characiformes; Serrasalmidae
Gene: tsen54
Product: TSEN54 tRNA splicing endonuclease subunit
Exons: 11
Coding region: 28-1611 (527 amino acids)
Biological process (GO): tRNA-type intron splice site recognition and cleavage
Cellular component (GO): tRNA-intron endonuclease complex
Source: RefSeq, a predicted model, not a curated record
CCACAAACUAAAUAGCAGGCUGUAAACAUGGCUGCCAAAGACACUCUAACAGAGGCUGUGCAAGUUGAAUUUAGUAAUGAAUUACUAAGUCCACCAGAGCUGCUCCAUGCGCGGUCUCGAAAUCAUAAGAUUCCUGUAAAGGGCCAGAAAGACUUCUUGCUCAGCGGAUCUGAGCAGCAGAGGGCGGCCCUGCAGAAGAGCUUGGAUGAGCACUGGACACUCGUGGCGGAGGAACGAGUGGAGAGACUUGGAAACCUUGUAAAUGCAGAAUGGAUUCCAGAGGAAAAGCUAGUGAAGCUGCAGACACCAGCAGGGAAGUUUUGGCAGACCAUGGGCUUUUCAGAUCGUGGCAAGCAGUGCUUGCUUCCAGAGGAGGCUCUUUACCUCAUGGAAUGUGGCAGUGUUCAGGUGUUCUACCAGGACCUUCCACUAUCCAUCCAGGAAGGUUAUGAACAGUUUCUUUCUCCUGAAACAGUGACUCUCCAUCAGUAUCAAGUGUUUGGUCAUUUAAAGAGACUGGGAUAUGUGGUAAACAGAUUUGAUCCUAGUACAGUGCCAACCCUCUAUGAACGACAGCUGAAUCUUCCUCUGCCCCGUAAUAAACAGACUAAACAUCUGAAGAGGAAACAUGGCAACAGCCCUCUAGGCUCUAGGUUAUUUAAUAAAAGCCACUGUGACAAACGAAGUACUCUGCCUGUGGAGGAGACAAAGCCUGCACAACAGUGUGAAGGAGAAAUUAUGACCGUUGAUCCACGCCUAGACCAGACAGCCCCUGACCAGGCGAAAACAGAGCAGAAUCCCCAGGAUGAGCUGAUGGAGUUUAACACAGAUUUGGACAGAGCUCCAAGGAGAAACUGGUGGACAGAUACAUCAAGCCAGGUCCAACAUACUUUAGGCCAACAUACGUCAGCUCGGCCAUGGGACUUCAGCUGCAUCCGUUUCCCUGACCUGGGCUCGUCCAGGGCUGGCCAUGCCUGCCUGGCAGCCCCUGACCCCAAGCUACUCCCAGGGGCUCUGCAGGUGGGAGAGUGUGAGGUGACUCCCUGGCUGAGGAAACUGAAUUUGAAAGCAGAGAGGCUCUCCCGGCGGGAAUGGGAGCGGCAGAGGGAGCGGGACAGAUACCAUCGGGACAUUAACAAUGACAGAGAGGUACGACGCUGCAGGAACUGGGCUGAAUAUUUAGAGCUGAUGGAGAAGAGGAGGAGCCACCAGUUCAAGAAAAGACCCGCCCACCUCUGGGAACAGGACGUUAUACCCCUCGCUCAGCCUGGACAGUGUGAUUCACACCGUGAUCUGCUGGAGCAAGUCAGUGUGAUUCAGUCUUCUGAUUUGCUGCAUGGGGCCUCCAGGUUACCUCCCUCAGAGCAGUGGAGGAUUUGUUUCAAUGUUUACCAGCCUGACACAGUAGCUGACUUUAAGAAGAGUCACCCUGGAAAGCCCUAUACACGCAUGUGUGUUUGCAGUUUUGAUGGUCCAGUGCCCGACCUGCUUGUCAUGAAGCAGUUGUCCUUCCAGAGUGGGGAUGUUCCAGUCACAUUUGCAGUGGUGGACCAUGGAGAUAUCUCUUUCUACUGCUUCAAGGAGUUCAAGCUGCCCACUGAUAUCUACUGAAGGAUCUUGCCCACCAUUUAGGUUACAUACUGUCUGCACAGCAGAAAAGGACCUUGAAUUGCUAUCAUUGGAACUUUUAACUAAUUAAAAACAGUUUCUCAGGGAAUUCCUUUAAUAUGGAUUGAACUGAAUCAUUGGAAAUCAUUUGUAGUGCUACAAUGUAAAAAUCUUCUCACUGGAAUAAUGUGAAUUUAUUCCAGCAUUAACAGCAGCAUUCUUGCCUUAACUAUCAUUGACAGUUUGUUAACUGAUGACUUUGUCAGAAAAUUAAAACUUGGGAGUGAAGUGG